Messenger RNA from Somion occarium, 414 nucleotides. The record is from the annotation of a GenBank genome assembly. NCBI's taxonomy places the organism in Eukaryota, Fungi, Basidiomycota, Agaricomycetes, Polyporales, Cerrenaceae.
AUGCAAUUCACCUUUGUCACAGUCGUCCUUUCCUUCGUCGCCGCCACUUUUGCGACUUCCGUAUCCUUCGAUCCGACGUACGACCAAGCCUCAGCAUCUCUUGGCAAUGUCGCCUGCUCAGACGGUAGCAACGGUCUCAUCACCAAGGGCUUUGAUACCUUUGGUUCGCUUAAGAACUUCCCGAACAUCGGUGGAGCUGCUGCAGUAGAAGGGUGGAACUCGGCUGCAUGCGGGACCUGUUGGAAGUUGACUUACAAUGGACAAAGCAUCAAUGUUCUGGCCAUUGAUGUUGCGAUAGAUGGUUUCAAUGUCUCGGAGGAAGCCAUGAACACCCUCACGGGAGGUCAGGCCGAGCAAUUGGGUCGGGUUGAUGCUACUGUGGAGCAGCUCGAUGCCUCCGCUUGUGGACUCUGA